Daphnia pulicaria is the source of this 1064-nucleotide messenger RNA. RefSeq lists its product as uncharacterized. NCBI's taxonomy places the organism in Eukaryota, Metazoa, Arthropoda, Branchiopoda, Diplostraca, Daphniidae. The record is from RefSeq and is a predicted model, not a curated record. Bases 153 to 845 code for a protein of 230 amino acids. The transcript is spliced from 3 exons.
GUUAGUUCUCUCGAUUCUAACCAGACAGCCAGCCGUCCGUUAGUUAGUCAGUCAGUUAAGUCCUACAGGUCCACACUCUCGAUACGGAGAGCGCCCGAGAGUGCUGGUAGUACCGCAGGUAAUUGCAGUGAUUUAUCAUACAGCCGAUCGAUAUGGCUACCACCAUGACGGACACAUUCACCCGACACUUGAUCAUAGUCCUGGUCAUCUCUUCCGUGAUGAUCCUUCAAAAUUCGCCCGUCAACAGCUUUCCACUACCGGACGCGCCCUUCGCAUCGUCAAAUGUUACUCCUUUAUUAUCGACGGACGCCGCCCAGAAGAGAGAGGACGACGGUCUUGUGUUGCUGGUGAAGGAUCAGUCGACAGCAAUCGCCCAGCAACCUGUUCCACCAGCCCAACCUUCUGAAAGCCCUUCUAAGCAAGUUCGAAUUCUUCAGCCAGUUGAUACGGUGUUGGAGAACGAGAUAUGGCAAUAUCGCUACCCGCCGUUCGACAACUUGUUCGCCCCAAAGGAGAAGGGGAAAUCGGAGGAGGCCGACGACAACGAAGCUGCAUUUAGUGGAAGAUCCACACGAUUGAGCACCGACGCUCUGCCCAGCUAUGUCAUUGGAAUAUUAGAUCCGGCCGAACUGGUCGACGGGCUCUUUCAACAACGCCCAUUCCCGUUCGGAUCGAAUCGGAAUAACCAACCCAACUUCAACAAGCGGAAUUCCGUGUCCAAUCCAGAGUCCGACGAUCAGUUCACUCGAGCGAGCAAGAGCGUCUCGGAGCAGCAGAGAAAGAUCUUUGGCGUACCCAGAAUCGUCCUCGAUUCAGACGACGAUCGUUGGGUGUGGCAAAGUUAAUUUCUAUAAUUCUAAAAGCCUUCUGAAACUCACAUUGCAUCUCAGAUGGAGGCCAUCACCAGGCUGUAAUCCUUUCACAUUCUAUAUCAAAUUCCGUCAUCCGAUUUUAAUAUUAUAAAAUUUAAAGAGGUUGUUUUCUUUUGAUUGUUUCUUUCUCCCAACGCCCCCUCGCCCUUUGUCUUUAUCCGUUCAAGCAAUAAAAAUCCCUUUUCUACGUAA